AUGCUUGGCAAAGUUUCCUUCGAAGAAGCCUAUGAGAUUCCGGAGCUGGCCGACCAGAGUCGUGACCAGGCGGCUUUAUACAUCGCUCCACCCGAUCUCGACCGGUACCUGCGUCAGAUCAAGUCAAUUUCUGGAGAGCGUCUGAAGGUUUCCGAUGCCCAUGGAAUCGGCUACACAAUCUGCUCCCUGACUGUCCCCGGCGUCCAAGGCAUCACAGACCCAAAGACUGCCGAAGAACAUGCCACCGCAGCCAACAACUAUAUCCACAAAGAGAUAAAAGAUCACCGUGACCGUCUUGGAGCGUUUGCAGCCUUGUCUAUGCAUAAUCCGACUCAGGCAGGAAAGGAGUUAACACGUUGCGUUAAAGAGUUCGGUUUUCACGGAGCUUUGCUGAACGAUGUUCAACAUGCUGGACCGGAUGGUGAAACCUAUCUCUUCUACGAUCAACCUAUCUAUGACACAUUCUGGAAGGUUGUUUGUGAUUUGGACGUCCCUAUCUAUAUCCAUCCUGCUGCACCUAUGGGGCAAUACUACAACCAGCAGUAUGCUCAACGUAAGUAUCUUGUUGGUCCACCGUUAAGUUUUGCCAAUGGAGUCUCUCUUCACCUGUUAGGCCUGAUCACCAAUGGUGUCUUUGACCGCUUUCCGAAGCUAAAAGUUAUUGUUGGCCAUCUUGGUGAACAUAUUCCAUUUGACUUCUGGCGUAUCAACCAUUGGCUUGAGGAUGUUGAGCGACCCCUAGCUGAGAAGGCUGGGGACGUGAUGAGCAAGAGGGAUAUUUACUAUUACUUCAAGAACAACAUCUACCUGACUACUAGUGGCCAUUUCUCAACACCUACUCUCAAAUACGUGGCAGAGUACCUUGGUCCGGAGAGAAUUCUUUUCAGUGUGGACUAUCCCUACGAAACCAUCGAAAACGGUUGCGGCUGGUGGGAUAAGGAUGCUGAAAACAUCAAGAAGGCUUUGGGCGGUCUGGAAGCUUAUACCAAUGUCGGACGUGAAAAUGCUAAGAAGCUUUUCAAGUUGGGUGAAUACCAUGACUCGGAGGCGCCGGUGUUGUGA
This is a messenger RNA of Penicillium malachiteum, 1062 nucleotides long. RefSeq names its product amidohydrolase family protein. The coding region runs from base 1 to 1062 and encodes 353 amino acids. Gene Ontology annotation, molecular function: hydrolase activity; carboxy-lyase activity. Gene Ontology annotation, biological process: secondary metabolic process. The record is from RefSeq and is a predicted model, not a curated record. Lineage: Eukaryota; Fungi; Ascomycota; Eurotiomycetes; Eurotiales; Aspergillaceae. The transcript has a single exon. Gene Ontology annotation, cellular component: cytosol; cytoplasm.